AUGUGGACAAGCGCCUUUGGCGAUGAUGUGCGGCUGCACAUUUUUGAUUACUUGUGGCCGAAGGAAUGGAUGUUGAGAGCAUGCUGCCUCUGCGGCGUUGCACGGCAGUUCUUGUCGCAAAGGGAUGUGCAAGAGGCGCUUGUCGCUGCGCUCAGCGAGGAGGCCUUCGCCCUCACCUCGCCUCUUUGGCAAACCUUGCGGCGCGCCAUGGCCGUGGGGUCCUCCUCAUCUCCGGGUUCUCCGGCGGGUUGGCUGAGGGCGGCGUUCGCAGCCAUGGGCCGAGCGCCUGGAGCGCCUGGAGCGCGAGCGCCUGGGACUGGGACGUCUGGGUCGGCGCUUGGCGGCGCCUCCAGUUGCCGCGGCGGCCGCGCGCGGCUGCUGGGCCGCUGCUUGACGACCGCGGCGCAGGCAGGCCAAGCGCCGCUGGUGGCGCUGGCGCUGGAAAGCCGCGCGGACAUCGAGCAGCGCAUCAACGGGCAGAGCCCCCUGGACAGCGCAGCACAGCAUGGCCAGGUGGCAGCGGCGAAAGCCUUGCUGGAGGCUGGUGCCGUGGCAGUGCAGACGGCCCCGGGCCGAUGGACGCCUUUGAUGCGGGCUACGCAGGGGGGCCACCUUCAGGUUGGUUCGAAGUUCCGAGAUCGCAGUCCUUGUUGCCUGGUUGAGCACCAUGCUUCCCUGAACAGAAAUGCACUUUUGCAAACAGGAAUCGAUUUGCGUGUGUUUUUCAGGGUGCCCUUUUUCAUGUCGCUUUGCAGGGAAAGCAAAGGGACUAUUUUGGGGCUGCCCCAUUUGGAAACACAUCCAUUUGCAGCAGAAGGUCGAGUUGACUCUGGAGGUCUGCGAGCUGCUCUUGGUCUGGGAGGUGGACCCAGACGAGUGGGCGGACCGCAUGACCGCCCUGGACAUCGCAGAGUCGCACUCUCACCAGAAGGUGGCGGAGGUCUUGCGGCGCAGCGGGGCCUCGAGGUUCCUGGAGCUGCCGCCGGCGCGGCGGCGGCUGGUGGAGAGGCCCUUGAAAGGUAG
This is a messenger RNA of Effrenium voratum, 1023 nucleotides long. Lineage: Eukaryota; Dinophyceae; Suessiales; Symbiodiniaceae. The record is from the annotation of a GenBank genome assembly.